AUGAAGCUAGAGAAGGAAGCUGCUCCCUAUUAUGAAUUGCUGUAAUAAAUAGACGGGGCCAGCCAUUUAUUCAUUAUUGUUGCCUGACAAUACAAGUUGUGUUUGUCAUGAAUUUUAUAUCGAUUUUGCCAAUAAUGACAGCUGUGCCUGAGGACGACUUCCAUCCAGUUGUGAAAGAAAUCCCCUGCCUUCAUUUUGUACUUAUUGUGAUUGCAGUACUGCCCUAUCGCAUCAGUCAUCAACAUUAAAUAGCUACUUACAAGGAACCCUUUCCGUGUGGAAAGGGGUGCAGCGUGGAAAACUUGGGUGCGUCAAUGUUGAAUGGAACAGACUCGGACACUUCCACAAACGAAGACUUGAUACACUAGACUUGCCAUCAAAAAAGGAAAGGAAAGGAAAGAAAGUGAGCUAUGUCACUACCAUACAUACAGAGACGCUCGUCUCUGCUAACAAAUAAGAAAGCCAAUGGAGUGUUGCAUCCGCAGAACCUUCAUGCCAAACUCUGGAACAUUACAUAGUUUUAGCAUGUUGAAAGCCUUUAUGAUCUCUCUUGUUGCAGGCCUUGCAACAAAUGUUGAGGCAAGCGCGUGCCCUCCUUUCUCUUGCGGUGAUCUCAGAAAUAUAUCAUAUCCUUUCCGUCAUCUAGGUGAUCCACUUGGAUGUGGUGCCGAAUCAUGCGAGCUGAAUUGCAGUGGUCGCAGAGCUACAAUUCAUAUCAACACAGCGACAUACUUUGUGACUGAAAUCAACUAUGCUGAUUCUUCCAUCAACUAUUAUCAUGGUUCUUCCUUGAACUAUGAUGAUUCUUCUUUUCAGGUUGUCGACACCACUUUAGACAUUCUUAGCAAUUGCCCUUAUCCCCUACCUAGGUGGAACUAUUUCCCCAUUCUACCCCGAUCAAUCAAUCCUUAUGGUCGCAUCGAUUUUGAUACUAAUCAAUUUUUCUGGGCAUGCUUCGUUAAUUGUUCUCGAGCAAUAACGAAUAAUAGUUGGUACCUCCCUGUUACUUGCCUGAGUGCGAGCAAUUCGUAUGUUUAUGUCCGUACUGGCAUCUUUUGUAGCGUUGGUAGUCUUGAACCCACUUGUGGAUACUUGGCCAUGAUUCCCUUAGAUGAUUUUUUGGAGCAGAAUGUAAGUUAUGGAGAAAUCGUGGAAGUGAUGCGAAAAGGAUUUCCUAUUCGCUUCCCUAGUAGGGUCUUUGAUGAGCAGACAUUUUCUGGGAUUAUGAGGACAUGCUUAAAUGAAUCGAGCAGAUACUUCCAACAGCAAAUAUCUAUGGCAGGUAUGUUGAACAAGAGUCGUGCUUUUGUACGGAGUGAGAUACAGUUCUUAGAGUGCCUAUACGAACAGCAAAUAAAGUUAUUCGGGGUUGCAGUAGCCUUAGUAUCUGUAGUUGAUGUCAUCAAGUACAUUAUAGCACUUGCCUUGUUAUUCAGGCUCAUUGUGCCUAUGGUAGUGUGGGCAUUCCUUGCCCACAAAUUCUGGCAAACAAAGAUAUCCAUUGAUGCUGUAGAGAAGUUUCUCCAAAUGCAACAUGCUCUCGGUCCAAAGAGGUAUGCCUACAGCGACAUCACUGCGAUCACAGGCCAUUUCAGAGACAAACUAGGGCAAGGCGGCUAUGGCUCCGUGUACAAGGGUGUGCUGCUGCCAGGCCAUGUCCAUGUUGCCAUCAAGAUGCUAGAGGGAAGUACCAACUGCAACGGAGAAGAUUUCAUCAGCGAGGUCUCCACCAUCGGCAGGAUCCACCACGUCAAUGUGGUCCGCCUUGUGGGGUUUUGCUCGGAUGAGAUGAGGAGGGCGCUGAUUUACGAGUACAUGCCUCGAGGUUCUCUCGACAAGUACAUCUUUUCGGCUGAGAAGAUUUUUUCCUGGGACAAGCUCAGUGAGAUCGCUGUGGGCAUUGCGAGGGGUAUCAACUACCUGCAUCAGGGUUGCGACAUGCAGAUUCUCCACUUUGACAUCAAACCCCACAACAUCCUUCUUGAUAGCAAUUUUGUCCCCAAAGUUGCUGAUUUCGGUCUUGCCAAACUUUACCCAAGGGACAAUAGUUUUGUGCCAUCGAACGCCCUACGUGGAACUGUUGGGUACAUAGCUCCUGAGAUGAUAUCACGGAGCUUUGGUGUCAUAUCGAGCAAGUCCGAUGUUUAUAGCUUUGGGAUGCUGCUGCUAGAGAUGGCAGGAGGAAGAAGGAAUGCUGACCCGUAUGCAGCAAACUCAAGCCAAUCCUACUACCCGUCAUGGGUUUAUGACAGGCUAACAGAACAAGAAGUAGGUGAGAUAUCUCUUGUUGACGACAUGCAUGAGUUGGAGAAGAAGCUGUGCAUCGUUGGACUAUGGUGCAUUCAGAUGAGGUCUGAUGAUAGGCCGACGAUGAGUGAGGUGAUAGAGAUGCUUGAAGGUGGCGUUGCUGGCUUGCAAAUGCCCUCUAGGCCAUUUUUCUGUGACGAAGGACACACACAUGUUGAGGAUUCUUACCAUUUGGCAUCCGAGCUGACCCCAAUCUCUGAAGAUGAUGAGUGAAAAAAAUAUAUAUCCCUGUGUACUACAUGCGGUGCUGCACUUAGCUUCUGAGAAGCUGAAGUUAUGGUCGUAGUUCUACCAAUUAUGAAAUAUAAGUGUUUCGGGCUCCUGCGAACUUUCAUGCGGAAACAUGUAAUAGCUAGCAGUCCCUCCUGCUGCUAUGUACAUUAUAAAGGGCUAGAAUGUAAUAAGGCAUGCAUGGUCUCGGAACUACAGGCAAUGUCCAGUUUCCUGCUAUCAACGUCCACUGUAAAAUUUUGUACUGUCACUCUGUCAGAUCUUUCAGCCUGUUAAGCAUAUAUGCCACAAGGUUUUAUACCAUUUCAACAGUUACACGGUCUCUAGCUCUGAGACCAUUUAUAAAGCAUGGCCAAUGCCUAUUUCGAGAGACAUUGCCUUUAUAGUGGGCAGCAGUCAUAAUCAUGGAGAAAUUCAUAGUUUCCAACUGCAGAAUGCUACUCUGCUGCCGUGUAUGCCACGAGGUUCUGUGCCAUCUCGACUGUUAUACUCAGGCUCCUGGAGGCUCCUUGCCGUCCGGUCCUGUACCAUCAGCAAUGAAUGGCCCAAGUAGUGGGCAGCAGUGGCGACCUCAGUCCCAGGGCAAAGAGUUUCUGCCUCUGCGUUCCAGGCUGUACAACAUUCGUACGAGUGACUUAGUCGAAAAUAAAUGACCUUGCACCACAGGGAAUGCUGCUCUGGUGCCGUGCUCUAUGAUCACUGAUUUCAAGUCACAGCUGAGAGAACACACAGAAAUAUAAGUUCAGAUGGUACUUGGGGCUGAAACUCUCAAGCCUCGUGAGAGGAGCUGCCAAGCACAACCAUGUAAAAAAGGGGAGACAAGAUACAACGGAAUCUGACUUCAAAUGAUACUUGG
Molecule: messenger RNA, 3394 nt
Organism: Lolium perenne
Lineage: Eukaryota; Viridiplantae; Streptophyta; Magnoliopsida; Poales; Poaceae
Product: LEAF RUST 10 DISEASE-RESISTANCE proteinUS RECEPTOR-LIKE PROTEIN KINASE-like 2.4
Biological process (GO): protein phosphorylation
Molecular function (GO): protein kinase activity; polysaccharide binding; ATP binding
Source: RefSeq, a predicted model, not a curated record